ACAUCCCAGGGACUGAGUGAUUGCAGAAACUGGCCUUCCUUUGCCUCCUGGACACCAAGCUAGAGACCCAGUUAGGCUCUUCCAGAGGAGUGAGGCCACCAUGGCUCUGAAGAAGUCCCUUAUCCUGUUCCCACUGCUAGUCCUGGUGCUACUGGUGCUGGGGUGGGUCCAGCCUUCCCUGGGCAAGGAAACUUCAGCCAUGAAGUUUGAGCGGCAGCACAUGGACCCAGGCAAUUCCCCCAGCAGCAGCACCUACUGCAAUGAAAUGAUGAAGCGCCGGAAUAUGACGGAUGGAUGGUGCAAGCAGGUGAACACCUUUGUGCACGAGUCCCUGGUAGAUGUCCAGGCCGUCUGCUUCCAGGAAAAUGUCGCCUGCAAGAAUGGGCAGACCAACUGCUACCAGAGCACCUCUAGCAUGAGCAUCACAGACUGCCGCCUCACAAGCAGCUCCAGCUACCCUGACUGCACAUACAAGACCACCAGUAAAGACAGUCACAUCGUUGUGGCCUGUGAGGGGGACCCGUAUGUGCCAGUCCACUACGACGCUUCUGUGGAGUAGUCCAGCUGAGGCCAGAGCAGUGAGAUGUUCCCCUCACACCUCAUCAUUUUGACACCUGCCUCUCCCCUCUUCCUUCCUUGUCCUGAAAGAAGUAACUCCAGGCAGGGUUCCUAUCCAACAUACACACAUUCCCCUCUCCUGAAUCUUGCCCGUGCAUGGUUUUGUGGGUGAGGAGUGGGUUGUGAGGUGGGGCCCAUGUCAACCACUUUACUGCCUCUUUCAAUAAAACACAGUUGCAACCACCUGA
Molecule: messenger RNA, 806 nt
Organism: Galeopterus variegatus (Sunda flying lemur)
Lineage: Eukaryota; Metazoa; Chordata; Mammalia; Dermoptera; Cynocephalidae
Gene: RNASE1
Product: ribonuclease, RNase A family, 1 (pancreatic)
Exons: 2
Coding region: 101-559 (152 amino acids)
Molecular function (GO): nucleic acid binding; RNA nuclease activity
Source: RefSeq, a predicted model, not a curated record